AUGCCCCGCAACAAGGCGUUGAAGGGAGGGUCUAACAGCCUUCGCAAGGUGAAGAUCAAGCCGUUCAACAAGCCGCCCACGUUGCCUCCAAAUUUCUAUGAGCAGACAUCCUCCGAACUGUUGCAGGGGACUCUGAAUGUCCUGGAACGAGGAAGAGCACAAGACCAGCCCAAAGAUCAAUCGAGCAAUUUGAGUCUCCAGAAUUCCUACAAUGCCGUCGUCAAUCUGGUCACCCAUCAAUUCGGUCCCCGCCUCUAUCAGGAUCUCCGAGAUGCCAUGCAAAAAGCAGCCCGACAAGUCCUACCAGACGAUGCCAAAAAUGAAGCCACCAUUUUGGAGUUUGUGCAAACACAGUACCAACUGUUUGUCGACUACUUGUUGCUGUGCAAGCACGUCUUUUUACCAUUGGACCGUACUCAUCUCUGGCAAGAAGACGGACAAAUGGUCGUCAAGAGAACCAUGGCCACCAGUCAUACUCAUUACACGCUAUGGGAAGUCGGUCUGUGUCAAUUCCGGGAUCGAUUGACCGAAUUGAAACUAGAUGACCGAGUCUACGAAGAUUGGUUCCAAAUGUUGGAGGCCGAUUGGGCCGGACAUUACGCCCAGCGCUCGCUGUUGCAAGCUACUUGGCACAUGUGGCAAGACUUGCACUUGCUGCCGCUCAUCAUGACCCGAUUGCAGCCAGAUCUAGAAGUAUUCUUGCAGCGAGAAUCACAACAAGCCAUGGAGGGAUCGGGCGGGUAUGCGGCGGCAAGCUUUGUGGCAUAUGUCUACGAAAAAUGGAUGCACAUGUCGUAUCAAUGGACAUUUCUCCCCAAGACGUGGCUUUGUACACUCCUCGAAGUACACCUCCUCUUGCCACACUUGCAUGCCGACUGGUUGUUGGCAUCGCAGAAUUUUUAUCCGCUACUGGAACAAGAAUUGCUGCAUCAACCGGGAGGACCCACCAGUCCGCACAAGUCAUCCACUCCUGCUGCUGCGGCUUCCACUGGGUCGUCGUAUAAUCAGUCUGCCAUGGUCAAAUUGUGGAUGCUAGCCGGACGAUUACCCAAUGGAUACAAGCAAGUCGCUACUUGCAUUGCCGAAUAUGCCCGGACCAAGGGAGUCGCACUCGUACAACAAAGUCAACCAUCCACCGCCACGCCACAAAAGAAAUCGGCAUCCAACGCCAAUCACCACACCAUGAUUGCCGAUUUGCUCGAAUUGCAACAACAACUCAGUCGGUUGGUACAGAAAUUGCCGCGCGGGACAGAUCACAUUGCACUCAAACCGGUAUGGGAAGAAAUCGUCAACUUGCCCAACACCACACCCACCAUUGCCGAAUCGCUGGCAAAGUUUGUCGAUCAAAUUCUCAAAAAUAACAAGAAAAUGGAUCAGUAUGCCUUGCAGCAAUCAUCGUCGUCGGCGUCACCCACCAUGGGAUUGGCAAGUGCCAACAAUUCCAGCAGCGAUUUGCUCUCGCGCAUUAUUUCCGGAAUUUUCGUUCAUUUGCAAGCCAAAGAUAUAUUUGAAGCAUUCUACAAACGAGAUUUGGCCAAGCGGUUGCUAUGGAAUCGCGUCGUGUCCAUGGACGUCGAGAAACAGUUUGUCAGUUUGCUCAAGGCCGAGUGUGGCGCUGGGUACACAUCCAAAAUGGAGGGAAUGUUUCAGGAUGUGGAUUGGAGUCGUGAAGCCAUGAGUCGAUACAAGCAAACAUUGCCCAUGGGUGGCGGGGGCGGUGCGGGUAUUACCACUGGCGGAGUGGAAAUGGAGGCACAAGUCUUGACGACUGGUUAUUGGCCCGUGUACCCGCAGUACCCGCAUCUCAUUCUCCCCCAGAGUCUCAAGGAGCCCCAAGAGCGAUUCACUAAUCAUUACAAGACCAAGUACCAAGGGCGACGAAUGACAUGGCAGUAUGCCUUGGGACAUUGUAUCGUUCGGGCCAAUGGACUGGGGAAGAACAAGAACAAGGUCUACGAGUUGGUCAUGAGUCUUUGCCAGGCCCUGGUCUUGAUUCAGUUCCAAUCGACGGACCAAAAAUUGGAUUUGCCCUACCUGAAGAAUGCCAUUGGUUUGGAUGAAAGAGAUGAGGUGGAGCGAAUCUUGCAGAGUCUGGCACUUGGCAAGGAUGGAACUCGGGUGUUGCGCAAGCUGGACUACGAUGCCGAACCGAACAAGAAGAAGAAAGUCCGAUCUCAAGUCGACGACCGUGACAAGUUCACCGUCAACAUGAAUUUCGACUCUAAUCAGCGACGAAUCCGUAUCACCAACAUUAUGUGGAAGGAAACGAAGGAAGAGCGAGUCAAGACGGUGGAGGCAGUUUCACGAGAUCGUCUCUACAUGAUUGAUGCUUCUCUCGUCCGUAUUAUGAAGGCCCGCAAGACCAUUCUCCACCAGCAGUUGAUUCCUCAAGUGUUGGAACAGGUCAAGGUGCCGGCCCAACCAAAUGAUGUUAAGAAGCGCAUCGAGUCCCUGAUCGAGAGAGAAUACAUGGAGCGCGAUGCCAAGGACCGAAAUCGGUACAAUUAUCUCGCCUAG
Molecule: messenger RNA, 2517 nt
Organism: Seminavis robusta
Lineage: Eukaryota; Bacillariophyta; Bacillariophyceae; Naviculales; Naviculaceae
Source: the annotation of a GenBank genome assembly